AUGUUUGUUCUGACAACAACGACUGAUAUUUUUUAUCUCACACACACGCAGGUGCUCGCGCUGAACGAAGAGAUUGGCAAAGAAGGAGAAGAAAAAGAAACACCACUGACGAUCGACCGAAACGCGAAAGUGGAAGAGAUCGACAGUCGAGCGAUCAUGGACUAUUUGAUCUUCGAUCGCGGAAGCGUUCUCGAUCUCGAGGAAGGCGAGAAGGAAGAGAAGGAAGAUAUCGGGGAGUGCGCGUUCGGUCCGGGGAGCGCGUCGGCGCUGAAGAAGAAGUACAGGAUGAACGAAGGGAAGGUGAAGAGAGCGGUGAUGAGUGUUCAAGAUUGGGGGUUGGAAGAGGGAGUGGAGAGCCGGAAAUUUUAUCCGAUCGUUGGAAGCGAAGAAGAAGACGAGGAGGAUGAGGAGGAAAUUACGCCUCAGUUUAUCGGGAACGACGACGUUAAUAAUGAGUAUCAUUCGGACGAGGAGGAUAUUAUUGGGACGACGAUGUGCGCGAAGAGAAGACGAGGUAACACUCCUGGGUCGACGCUCGUAAGAGUGAUCGAUAAAGAUCAAGUGCCGACGUCGGACGGUAGACGCGCGACGAUUCCCUUUGAUCUUCACGGCGGAAUGGACGACGACGAUAAAACGUUAUCACCGUUCCACAUUCACGGAAAAAGACACAGUGAAGAUGAGUGGCGCGGAGGAGAAUCGUAUCUCUGCGAUAAGUUGCGUCGUAAUCCAACCAUGGCGCGGUUGAAUAUUUCGAGGUUCGCGGCGGAGAUGAUAUGCCGCGAGCUUUCCAAUAAGGAGAACAACAACAACAGUAAGGUCGUGUCGCCGAUAGACGAAGAAGAAGAAGAAGAAAACGAAGUUCAGAAAACACCACGAGGAGGAGUUGGCGAGAAAAAGAAGAGAAAGCUUGGCGGGAAUUUCUCUCUCGUGCGCACGGUUGAAAGAGGUUGA
Molecule: messenger RNA, 951 nt
Organism: Bathycoccus prasinos
Lineage: Eukaryota; Viridiplantae; Chlorophyta; Mamiellophyceae; Mamiellales; Bathycoccaceae
Exons: 1
Coding region: 1-951 (316 amino acids)
Source: RefSeq, a predicted model, not a curated record